AUGGAGAUCCCGUCGCAGCCAGAGUUCGAUCAAGAGAACUUGAACGAGGAUGUCCAGCGCAUGCGUACGCUCUGGGUCAAUGAGCUGAACGCCCCGGAGAUCCUUCAGUACGACGAGGAAAUGGUGUCCGAGAUGCUGGAGCAGAUCCGCAAUCAGCAAGAGUACGUCGACUCGGUGUAUGAGGAACGAGCGCAGCUCACUGAGGAGAAAUCCUUCAUCAACAAACUCUACCAAAUGGAGAUCGACCGACUCCGCUACAUUGUCUCAUCUUACCUCCGCACACGACUCCGCAAGAUUGAGAAGUUCGCCAUUCACAUUCUUUUAGACGAAGUGCUGACACAGCGAUUGUCUGUCAAGGAGCGUCACUUCGCCCAGCAAUUCAUGAUGCUUUAUGAGUCUCAUUUGAAUGAUCUUGCAAUCGGCAAAUUUUCCGAUGACAACAAAACCCUCACGGCUGACGGCAUGGUGGCUGAACCAAAUCUGGACGGAUUUGUCUUUUGCCAGGGUAAAGUGGCAGGCGGCGUGCAGUGUGACGACAAAGGUGGCGACUUCGUGCAGGUGACAUGUGAAGAUCGCUACGUGUUGCGCUACCGCAGCGUCCAGGAGCAUGUACAAGCAGGUGCAAUCGACCUAAUCUAA
Molecule: messenger RNA, 639 nt
Organism: Phytophthora infestans T30-4
Lineage: Eukaryota; Oomycota; Peronosporomycetes; Peronosporales; Peronosporaceae
Exons: 5
Coding region: 1-639 (212 amino acids)
Biological process (GO): double-strand break repair via break-induced replication; DNA-templated DNA replication
Cellular component (GO): GINS complex
Source: RefSeq, a predicted model, not a curated record